This is a messenger RNA of Emericellopsis cladophorae, 2133 nucleotides long. RefSeq lists its product as uncharacterized. NCBI's taxonomy places the organism in Eukaryota, Fungi, Ascomycota, Sordariomycetes, Hypocreales, Bionectriaceae. The record is from RefSeq and is a predicted model, not a curated record. Bases 1 to 2133 code for a protein of 710 amino acids. The transcript has a single exon.
AUGUCAGCUUACGAGUACGAGCGGGACUAUCCCCGCCGGUACGUUCGCGAGGAGCGCCGCGAAGAGCGUGACCCUCGCUAUCUCGAGACCCGCGAAUGGCGCACAUCGCACCGCGAGCUUGUCCCACGCGAGCCUCGCCGUGAGGACAGUGACCUCUCCGUCGAGGAGAUCCGCAGGGAGUUCCCGCCACCCUCCGGCAGCCGCGACAUUCGGCGAGCCCGCUCGGCCGAGCCGUACUACGACGAUGACUACUACGAUGACUACCGCCGAGACCGCGACUACGACCGUCGCUCGCGCCGGGGCAUGGGCAGCCGCACGCCCUCCUACUACGAGGAGGGGGGCCGCGAGCGCAAGUCCAAGCACAAGGCCAUGUCCAAGGAGGAGAAGAUCAUGGCGGCCGUCGCCGGUGCUGCCCUGCUGGCCGGUGGAAAGGAACUCUACGACCGACACGAGGCUAAGGAGGAGAGGAGCGACGUCCAGCGCAACAUGCUCUCGUCCGCGGCCCUCGCUGGUGUCGGUGCCUUUGCCGCCUACCAGGGCGCCGAGUUCUACAACAAGCAGCAGGCCAAGAAGGACCAGAAAGCGACCUACAUCCUGCACCGUGGCCGCGACGGCCAUGUGAGCGAAUACUACUCGGACGACGACGACGACAAGAAGGGCAACAAGAACUUCCUGGAGAGCGCCCUGGCGGCCACCGGCCUCGGCGCCGCCGUCAAGUCUCUGACGGGGGGCGGCGAUAAGGACGACCGGUCCGACACACGCAGCCGUCGGGGCUCGAGGUCCCGCUCGCGCUCUCGCGGCGACGGCGCCAACAAGAUGCAAAAGGCAGCCAUGGCGUCUCUGUUGGCCGGCGCCACCGAGGCCUUCCGCGUCUCCAGGGAGCCUGGCAGCUGGAAGGGCGAGAAGGCCAAGCGCGUCAUGACGGCUGCGGCCGGCGCAGCCACCGUCGACGCGGCGCAGGAUGCGGACCAUGGCAAGCUCGGCAUGGUACAGUCCGUCAUUGGUGGCCUGGUCGGCAACCGCCUCGUCAACGGCUCCAAGGAUGAAAUUGAGGAAGACAAGGCCACAGGACGCAGCCGCUCACGUUCGCGGGCCCGCUCCCGCUCCCGCUCUCACGAUGGCGGUGGCGGCGCUGGCUUGGCCGCCCUCGCCACCGCCGGUCUCGGUGCUAUCGGUGCCAAGAAGGCGUACGACGCUCACCAGUCGCGGUCGCGGUCACGCAGCCGCCGAGGAGGCGACGACGACGACGACUACUACUCGCGAGAUGGCUCGCCUGACCGCCGUCGCAACCGGAGCCGCAGCCGCAGCGUGGUGGACAAGGCUCGCAACAGCCUGGCCAAGCUGGGCAUUGGCAGCGCAGCGGCCGGCGCUGCCGCCGAUGACGACCGCCGUCGCACGCAGGACGACUUUGAUGACCGGGUGUCCUCGCGUCGCGCGCGACGCUACUCGGAUGACAUGUACGACGAUGCCCCUCGCUCGCGCCGCGGGGGUGAAGCGCGCGACUACUACGACGAUGAGCGUUCAUACCGCAGCGGACGCCGGGACAGACGGGGAGGGGGCCGGUCCGACUACACGUCCGAGUCGGACCUAGGAGACUCGUCGGACGAUGAGAAGCAGGCGAAGAAAAUGAAAGGUAAGCAAAUCCUCAAAACGGGUCUCGCAGCCGUCGCCACGGUCCACGCAGCACAUGAGGUGUACCAGAGCAUGGAGAAGAGAGCCGUGCGGCAAAAGGCCGUGCGGGAGGGGCGUCUGAGUCCGGCCGAGGCGCGCAAACUCAAGACCAAGGCGAUGAUGCAGGAUGCGGCAUCCAUCGGCAUCGCCGCCAUGGGCGUCAAGGGCGCCGUCGACGAGCUCAAACAGGCCAAGGAGAUGUCGCACGAGUGCAAGCAUUUCCAGGAGGAGAAGGCGCGCCGGCACGAGAAGCGCCUCCAGAGGCGCCAGAGGCACCAGAGCGUUGGCGGCUACCCUCGCGGACGGGCGGACAGCUGGGCGACCUCCGACCGACGAAGCCACUACGACGACGGCUAUGAGUCGGACGAUGACUACUACGACGACGAGCCGUGGUACUACGACGGGAAUCCGUAUCGUUCCAACACCUUGCCCGCGCCCUCCAUGAGCGGCCGUGCAAGGUGA